Messenger RNA from Adineta steineri, 737 nucleotides. The record is from the annotation of a GenBank genome assembly. NCBI's taxonomy places the organism in Eukaryota, Metazoa, Rotifera, Eurotatoria, Adinetida, Adinetidae.
AUGGGUCCCAAAUUCGAUCCAGCAGCCGUUUACGAAAUUAUGAUUCGUGUCACCGGUGGUGAAGUACCAGGUGGUUCAUCAUUAGCCCCAAAAAUCGGUCCUCUUGGUUUAUCACCAAAAAAAGUGGGUGAUGAUAUUGCUAAAGCAACAGGUGAAUGGAAAGGCAUGCGUGUAACAGUAAAAUUAACUGUUCAAAAUCGUAAUGCAAAAAUCGAUGUAAUUCCAUCAGCAUCAUCACUUGUUAUCAAAGCACUUAAAGAACCACCACGUGAUCGAAAGAAACAAAAGAAUAUUAAACAUGAUGGUAAUGUUUCACUCGAUGAAAUCUAUAAAAUUGCUCGAAUUAUGCGACCAAGAUCAUUAGCAAAAGCAUUCGAUGGAACUGUCAAAGAAAUACUUGGCACAGCUCAAUCAGUUGGCUGUAAAGUAGAAGGCUCUCAUCCACAUGAUAUUAUUAAUCAAAUAGAUAAUGGUCAAGUUGAUGUACCACGAGAGUAAAUGAAAAAAAAAAAUAAAAUAAAAAUACAAACAUCACAAAGAUUUUUUGUUAAGAAGAAAAAUAAAUAAAGAAGAUAUCAUCAAGACUUUAUUUAAGUUAUAUCGUUUGUUUUGAUUAUAACUGUUUUUUUCUAAUAAAGUCAAAAAUGAAACUUCGAUUUGAAAUAAUUUAACAACAUUCUUUUUUAAAAUAUAACAAAAGAUCAGCAAAUUUAAUUGAGGGUGUGGGUGUGGUGUGG